This is a messenger RNA of Pyrenophora tritici-repentis Pt-1C-BFP, 369 nucleotides long. Lineage: Eukaryota; Fungi; Ascomycota; Dothideomycetes; Pleosporales; Pleosporaceae. The record is from RefSeq and is a predicted model, not a curated record.
AUGGCCGAUAGGUAUCGGAUGUAUGGUGAGGCGAUUAGAGAACAGAUCCCAACGCUCAUCGAUAUCUUGCCUAAGCCUCCUCCACAGCUCCACUGGCGCCGGAACGUCAAGAUCGACUUUCUAUACUGCUGGCCAGGCCGCGAAACCUUCUUGGCGUGCAUAGAGGCGAUGGCUGUGGAUAGUCUGACUGACUGGGAGCUCUGGUUUGAUAGUAGUAGUCAUUGGGCAGGUAAUUAUGAUUGGUCAGGCGGGAGCGGGCGGAUCUUCGAGGAAAUUGCAUGGGCUUCACAUGAAUGCGCAAAGUUCGGUGACCGCAUCAGCAUCGUUCUUCAGAUCGAAGAUGGUGGACCUCUUGGGAUCAGCAAAUAG